AUGCCCAACAAAACCAACGCUGUCUCUCCUUUUUAUGAUCAAGAGCCUGGCGCUCCACCUCCCUUCCCUCCUAUGCUCACGGACCAGCUUGAACUAUUUGACAGUGCUCACCGCUCAACUAUGCUCGUUUCCGACGAGAUUCUUCCUUCCAGAAUCAGUACUGUCGAUCCUCCUCAGCAUAUUAAGCACCGCGAGCACACGCCGGCGCCUGAGUUCAAGCUUGCAGCACGGCCAUCCCAGAAUGAUUCCUCUUCCUCGCCAUACUCGAAGAGAGUUUCGUUCGAGCGUUCCAGUUCUCGGACGCCCAUGCUCUCAGAUUAUUCGAGUUCAUUAGAUUCAAUGUCGGAAAGUGGCUCCUCAACUUCAACUGAGAGUCUCUCGGAUGAAUCGAAGAUACCAAAGCCCCCUGGUGAACCUGGUCGUCCGGGGCGUGGAGGAUACACACUUAACGAGGCUUUAGACUGGAACCCAAAGGCAUAUGCUAAAUUCAAGAAAUCUAUGCACCACCUCAUUGAAGAACAUCUCAAUACGACCAAGUGCGCUUCUUCCCAAAACCAUGCGCUCCUGAAAGUUGUGCGCGACAAAGCUGUCGAUGCUUUCCCGGACUUAGAAAACUACAGGGACUUUUGGCCGCUGAAUGAUAUGAUCAUGAUGCGUUUGAAAUAUACAUCAGGUCGUGCUAGGCAGACACAGGCAAUGAUGGCUGUGGGCAAGUCCAAGAGCAAGACCAAGAAAGAUCCAUCGAAAGCGAGAUGA
Messenger RNA from Suillus plorans, 756 nucleotides. RefSeq lists its product as uncharacterized. Bases 1 to 756 code for a protein of 251 amino acids. The record is from RefSeq and is a predicted model, not a curated record. NCBI's taxonomy places the organism in Eukaryota, Fungi, Basidiomycota, Agaricomycetes, Boletales, Suillaceae. The transcript has 3 exons.